This is a messenger RNA of Rubroshorea leprosula, 583 nucleotides long. The record is from the annotation of a GenBank genome assembly. NCBI's taxonomy places the organism in Eukaryota, Viridiplantae, Streptophyta, Magnoliopsida, Malvales, Dipterocarpaceae.
AAACAGCAAAAAAGAGUUGUUUUAGCAUAUGAAAAGAGCCAUGGCGAUGAAGCAGAUGUUAUUGGUUAUUCUUCUGCUAGCAGUUGUGCAAGCAGAAGAGUUUUCCCCCUUUGAAACCUCUUUGCCCUCUGAGACAGAAACCCUUCUGCCUUUCGACACUUCUAUGCCUUCAUUUUUAUCAAAAACCCCAUCAACUCCACAAACACCAGAGGCCUUCUUCCCUCAAGACAGUCAUGUCAAUCCAGACAGCAGUUGCAGAAUCAAGUGCGGAACUAAGUGCUUCAAAGCCAAGAUUCCCGUCAUCCGCAGCCUGUGUGAUAAAACUUGUAUGGAAAGAUGCAAGCUUUCAGACUUGGAAUUGCUCUCCAAGUGCACCACCAGUUGUUCCCAAUCCAUGCCUUCUAUUUUUAGAACUGAUAAAGAGGUCACAGAAGGGUAUGUGGAUCACUGCUAUCAAAAGUGCAUGAGCAGGAGGAACUAAUUAACAGGAUUUUAUUUUCGAUCAUUUCAUUAUGUAAUUAUACUUGAGAAUAAAAAAAUUAUGAGAUUUACUCUUUAUUUUUAAUAAAUCUUAUGAUGAGUU